AUGAACUUUGUUGGGAGAGUCUUUAACUCAGUUUCCGAUUUAUACAAAGAUAUUAACCCAAGUCAAUUAUGUGGGGCAAAUGACGUAAUUGUAAUUAGAACCAGAAAAGGCUUGGAAUCAACUGGAUUCUAUGCUAGAUUUGGUGAUGUCCGAUCUUUUAACAACUCGAAAGAAGUCAUUCUGACGGUCAAUGACAAGGUUGUCAAUGUUGAGACGCGUUUGGACAAAGAUGGCAAUCUCUUCUUUUCUCUGCAUAGUAGUCCGCGUUGUGAAGUUGAGAUUCUUGAUUACAGUACGGCCUCGGGCCAUCGCACUAUUAAAGGCUUAAUUGAGUCCAGUGGUAAUUAUGCUUAUUUAUUGGCUAAUCACGAAGCACUAGCUGAAGCCUUAAUUGGCCGGCGGUUUAUCUUCUCUGAGUGCUUACAUAAGCAAAUAGUCCCUCCUGGGAAAAUCAUAGAUACGUUUAAUGCCAAUCAAACCCAUAACUUUUUAGGGGGUGAUACGGUUGUAGUUGGUCUUUAUAAAACAGUAGCUAGUAAUCCUGAUUUCUUGAUGUCCUUUUCACUCUUCUCUGAGUUGUACUUCUGCUUGGAAAGAAGAGCAGCUCGAGAUGAAAGUAAGACAACCACUGGGAAGUACUUGAUCAAGCACCUACUGCGCAAACGGGCCAAGCCUAAACAGAACCAGAGUAGUACUGAGAAACAAGUCUUUCUGCCUGAAACUCAUUUACAAGAAAUGAACUUACGGCCUGGUCCUAAUAAGUGUGUUUAUCGUCUUUCAGGCACUCAUAUUGUUUUGACUUGUACUAUCUAUCUUUGGGAUGAGAAUGAUAAGAUUGUUAUUUCUGAUAUUGAUGGAACAAUUACUAAAAGUGACUUAAUUGGGUAUAUUUAUGGAGCGAUGGGCCGAGAUUGGACCCAUGCCGGUAUUGCUCCCUUAUACACUAAGAUCCAAGAGAAUGGCUACCAGAUAGUUUAUUUAUCUUCCCGACCAAUCGGACAUAUUGGACUAACUCGGGCCUACUUAGAAAGAGUAGAACAAGAUGGGGCACGUUUACCCACAGGUCCAGUUAUUCUCUUCCCAGGCCGGCUUCUUUCAGCCAUCUACCGGGAAGUAGUUAUCGGACCAGAAGAACAUAAAAUAACAAUUAUCUCAGAGAUCAAAAGCUUGUUGAAAACCGGCGAAGUCUUUGCCGGAUUUGGUAACAAAGAAAGUGACCGAACGGCUUAUGAACUCUGUGAAAUAGAUCCAGGCCGGAUUUUCAUUGUCAAUCCUCUAGGAGAGAUCUCAACCGGUAAAAAUGGCCUAGUCAAACUAACCCAUCAAACACUUCUGCAUAUGGUAGAUGGCGUCUUCCCAGCUGUAAACACUCUUAUAUGGGGAGUGCCUCAAAUGUAUCGUGGAGUAACAUGGUGGAACAGUGCUUCACCUGAGGAAUAG
Messenger RNA from Nematocida homosporus, 1440 nucleotides. RefSeq names its product phosphatidate phosphatase LPIN. Gene Ontology annotation, molecular function: phosphatidate phosphatase activity. Lineage: Eukaryota; Fungi; Microsporidia. The coding region runs from base 1 to 1440 and encodes 479 amino acids. The transcript has a single exon. The record is from RefSeq and is a predicted model, not a curated record.